Messenger RNA from Bemisia tabaci, 1534 nucleotides. The record is from RefSeq and is a predicted model, not a curated record. NCBI's taxonomy places the organism in Eukaryota, Metazoa, Arthropoda, Insecta, Hemiptera, Aleyrodidae.
CUAGGUUACACUUGAUUAAUGUACCAUUUUUUGUGAGAUCGGCUCAUUCGAGAGCAGGUACGGAAAAACAACGGAGCUCCCUCAUGACGUGUAUGAGAGACUUGGCUUUCAACGAUAUCCAUUUUUUCAACAGAUUUAUUGCUCUAGAUCAAAUUAGCUAACAUUGCAAAUUAACGAUCAUGUGUUGGCUGCUUUCAUUUUAAGAGCCAAAACUCUUCAUGAAUUUGCGAAGUUUGAACAAAUUGAUCCUGCCAAUGUUCACACAUCUAGACUACGUAAAUUGAUUUUGCAUAGACGUAGGUGAGUUUUUCGUCCUCGGUUCGAAUUUCGUUAGUUGACUGCAAAUACUCUUGGAGGAGGUUAAAUCCAAGAGCGAUGUGUUUUUGAUCGGUAUAAUUUACUGACACAAAAUUAUGAUCUUUCAAAACCGAAACGAAUUAUGAUGUGCUGUUUUUAGUGAAUUCGAAAGAAAUUAUGCAGUUUCAAACCCCGCUAGUUAUCUUCCGUCCUUGUGGGAGGUCUUCUUUUUUUGGGGGGCUUUCAGCUUUCUUCCAGCGUCGGCAAUGGAUAUUGUUUCCGGACACUCGGAAGGUUAUAGUCUUAAAAAUCAGGAUGCGAUGAUCGAUUACAUCAACCAAGUUCAGUCAUCGUGGACGGCUGGGAAAAACUUUCCCGAUGACAUCUCCGAGGGCUACUUAAGACAAUUAGCCUCUGCCUGGCUCCCAGAGGAAAACGAUCUACCAAGUCUACCAGUUUUGAACGCCCUCGAUGACCCUGCUCACACGGGUGCUGACAAACCCGCGGAAUUCGACGCAAGAAAGAAAUGGACUUACUGUCCGAGUCUUCUUCAUAUCUACGACCAGGGAAAUUGCGGUAGUUGUUGGGCUGUUUCCGUAGCCUCUGUUAUCACGGAUAGAACCUGUAUCGCGACUAAUGGAGCAUUCAAGGACUAUAUUUCAGCCUGGAACCUUGUAUGCUGCUGCACGGACGAAGAAAAGUGCAGUGCAAGUUGUGGCGGCGGCUACACCGCCAAAGCUUUCGAAUUCCACGUGAAACAAGGGAUUGUCACCGGCGGAGAAUUUGGGACCAAUCAGGGCUGCAUGCCGUACCAAAUAAAAUACUGUUCUCACCACAUGGGCGAUAAAGGGAAAUAUCCUAAUUGUAAAAGUUAUAACGAAACAGUGGUUCCAGUUUGUGUGAGUGAAUGUCCCAAUAAAGGCUACAAGAUACCAAUGAACAAAGACAAGCAUUUUGGGAAACGUGCUUACCAAGUGAAUGUUGCUGAUCUCAAAAAAGAAUUGGUUGAAAAGGGCCCAGUUACGAUGAGUUUCAAGAUUUAUGAGGACUUCUUUCUUUAUAAAACAGGAGUAUACCAUCAAGUAACUGGCAAGAAGUUAGGAGGGCAUGCUGUGAGGGUGCUUGGUUACGGGACAGAAAACGGCGAACCACCGUCUUCUGUGUGAAAUAGCCCAUCUUCGCCUUCGGGAGCUUAUUAUAAUCCGUUCAAAUAAAAUUAUUAUCUCUGUAUUCGUUA